Molecule: messenger RNA, 1386 nt
Organism: Scaptodrosophila lebanonensis
Lineage: Eukaryota; Metazoa; Arthropoda; Insecta; Diptera; Drosophilidae
Gene: Rh5
Product: opsin Rh5
Exons: 3
Coding region: 64-1233 (389 amino acids)
Biological process (GO): G protein-coupled receptor signaling pathway; visual perception
Cellular component (GO): membrane
Molecular function (GO): G protein-coupled receptor activity
Source: RefSeq, a predicted model, not a curated record
CGUCAAUCGGAGAGAACCGUUGCCGAAAAAUGUACGGAACUAGUCCCAUAGUGUAGCUUCAAUAUGUAUCUGAACGGUCAGAUCGCGGUCGCUGGUCCGCAGCCCUUUGUGAGUUUCCUGAACGAGAGCACCAACGAUGGCAGCGGACCUGUGCUGCACAUGGGACACGAUUAUCCGCCGGAACUACAACACAUGAUACACGCCCAUUGGCGGGGAUUUCGUAUGCCGCCCAUAUAUUAUAGAGCCUUCGUCUAUAUCGCCUUCUUUGUGCUAAUGAUACUGAAUAUAUUUGGUAAUGGUCUGGUUAUCUGGAUAUUCUCCACCUCCAAGUCUCUGCGCACUCCCUCCAACCUGCUAAUACUUAAUCUGGCCAUCUUCGAUCUCUUCAUGUGCACCAACAUGCCGCACUAUUUGAUCAACGGCGCCUUGGGAUAUAUAGCUGGUGGUGAUCUGGGCUGCGAUAUCUAUGCUCUGAACGGUGGCAUAUCGGGAAUGGGUGCCUCCAUAACGAAUGCAUUUAUUGCCUUCGAUCGUUAUAAGACCAUCUCGAAUCCCAUUGACGGUCGCUUGGGUUACGGACAAAUUAUAAUGUUGAUUAUAUUGUCCUGGUUCUGGGCCACGCCGUUUUCAGUGUUCCCCUUGUUCCAGAUAUGGGGGCGUUACAUACCAGAGGGCUUUCUUACCACCUGCAGCUUCGAUUAUCUCACAGACAGCGAGGAGAAUCGCUACUUCGUUCGCGCCAUUUUCAUUUGGUCCUACGCCAUACCGAUGGCCUUGAUACUUACCUCCUAUUACAAGCUUUUCACGCACGUGCGAACUCACGAACGCAUGUUGGCCGAUCAGGCCAAGAAAAUGAAUGUCAAAUCGUUGGCGGCUAAUGCCAACGAUAGCAUGAGUGUGGAAUUACGGAUUGCGAAGGCGGCUCUGAUUAUCUAUAUGCUGUUUAUACUGGCAUGGACGCCCUAUUCGGUGGUCACGCUAAUCGGCUGUUUUGGCGAGCAACAAUUAAUAACGCCCUUCAUUUCCAUGUUGCCUGGUAUGACAGCCAAAUCGGUAUCCUGUCUGGAUCCAUGGGUCUACGCCACAAGUCAUCCAAAGUAUCGCUUGGAGCUGGAGCGUCGCCUGCCUUGGCUGGGAAUUCGCGAGCGGCAGGUCAGUACGGGCUCCACGGCUGGCCAGGAGAGUGUAGCGAGCGUGAGCGGCGAAACUUUGGCGAUGAGUGUACAAAAUUAAGGCAUUUGACAUUAAACUGAUAUGCGAUGCGAAUGACGAGAUUACGCAUAUUUUUAAGCUGCAAUGAACUACAAAAAAGUUCCAAAAAUAAAACAAAAAAGUUGGCAUUGAAAAUAAUAAAGUUUCUGUUGAUAGUAAAAUACCGUCAAAAAA